UUCCCAGCUUGGCUUUGCCGGAUGCCGUUUCCGCUGAAGUUCCACGAGUUUCGAUGUACCUCGCGUGGAUCGCUGCUGGACUGGCAGGCUUGAUCUUAUUCAGCUAUGGUGCCAGCCAUGCAGUACACUGGCAGAGGAAGAAGCGAGAUGCCAGGACCGAAUUCUUCGGCCCCGUAGAGCUCUGGCUGGAGCUGCUCACCCGCUACCCUUUGCUGUGCCUCGUGGCGGGGGUGGCGCUUCCGGCCGCCUUCGGGUUCUGCGCGUUCCAGGAGGCUGGGCUUCCGGCGGUGGAUCUGGACUUCUCGGGGUACCUGGCCGCGGAUCUGCCCAUCCAGCGAUCCGCGAGUGUCGUUCAGGAGGCUGUCCGACGGGAAGAGGCCAAGCGUGGCGACCGAAGACGGCGAGCCCAACAGUGGGCUGGGUGGCGAUUUCCGUCGCCCAACUCUUCGGAGGAAGGCGCUUUAGGCCGGCGCUUGCAGACGCAGUCCAAGCCUUGGCGGAAGCUCGAGCUGUUUUACCAGGCCUUGGACAGCCGGGGCAUUUUCACCGCGGAGGCGCUGGAGGAAAUCAGGCAAUUCGAAGAGCUCGUCCAGUCCUGUAACGGGUACUCAGAGCACUGCCUGCUGGAAGAUGGCCGCUGCAAGGCGCCAGAUUCACCUACCUCGCUCUUCUUUGAGCCCGGCUUGGAGCUGAAGGAUAUCAACACCACGCUGAGAAGCCUUCUGAGGGACGGGAUCUAUUGGUUCACCGACAAGGACUUCAAUGCACGGAACCUGACGAGCCAGUACACCCGUGCGACCUUUCAGGGCGGCAGGCCGCUGGCGGGGUACAGCGUUUGGCAAGACAGGUGGUCGGAGCAGCUCCGAAGGCAUGAGGACUUCCUAGUCGAGCUCUAUGAGCAGGUGCUGCGCCGCGCGGACGCUGGGGAGCUGGCCUUCGAGCAUGUCCGCUUCACCUGGUACGAGCCAUCGCUUCAGAGCUAUGAGGUGAACAAGUGGCUCUUUCAUGACGCUCUUUGGUGUGCAGGUACCUUUGCAACUGUCGCCAUCUUGAUCAUGCUGAAUCUGCAGAGUAUUUUCUUGACGCUCAUCGGGCUGCUGGGUGUCCUGUUGGCCUUUGCUGCCACCUUCUACUUCCACUCGGUGGUAAUGGGCUACACAUCCUUGACCGUCCUGGACUUUUUGUCCCUGUUCCUGAUUGUUGGAAUCGCGGCUGACGACAUGUUUAUUUUGUGCAACACCUUCUACCUGGCUCCUGCGGUGCUCGGCGAUGCCACACCCGUGGAGUGCAUGAAAUGGGCCUACAAGCCUGCGGGUGAGGCGAUGCUCGUCACGACAGCAACGACCGCGGGGUCGUUCUAUGCGAAUUGCGCCUCUGUGCUGAUCGUAGUGAAGAAGUUCGGGUUCUUCAUGGGCACGUUGGUGAUUUGGAACUACAUCAACGUGAUGAUCAUUCUUCCAGCAGCUAUUUUGGUCCUAGAGAUCUACCUGUGGCCUUUAGCCGCGUGUUGCCAGCAUGGGAAGAGAGGACCAGGGCAAGAGUCAUUGGCGAAUGUGUCCGAGACAGCUCGAGAGUCUUACUCUUCGAGAGGUGGGGAAAUACGCAUUUCCUUGGACUCCAAGUAUUCGCGCGCCGUUCCUCGCGUGACAGCCACCUCUUUGCGAACAUCUUUCAGGAGCAUAUCCUCGAUGGCUGACCGGGCGCAAUCAGCCGUCGUCAGGACUUUGGCAUCGCGGGCGAGCGUCAAGGUGCUUAUUCAGCGGGACAUCGAUGAAGACCAGCUGAACGGCCUCGAGCGGUUCUUGCAUGGCCCCUUCCACCGCCUGUUGACGCGCAGCUGGGCGUGCUGGCUGCUGUUGUCAAUGUUGAUCAGUGUCUUGGGCGCGUGGAUGACGGUGUCGAGCCUCACCUUGGCCAAAGGAGAGCUGCGGAUCUUCCCGGAGACGGUGAACGCUGGGCGCCUCGAGGCGCUGCUCACGGAGGUCUUCUCGGCGGAGAGCUUGGACACGGAGUGGGCCGCUUCCUCUUCCACGGCGGUUAACCCCAGCACGGUUUCGGGCAACUCCAGUGACUGCCCAGUCAUGGCCGACGGAGCCGGAGCCGACGGAGCCGACGGAGCCGACGGAGGUGAAGUCCCAUGCUCCGGGCACGGCACGUGCGGGGCGACGGGUGCCUGUCAUUGCCUCCCGAAGUUCGUGGGAUACGCCUGCUCCGUGGAGAGGAGGAACGCCACCCUUCAGAUGGAUCCGGAGGUGAACUUGGUGCGCACAGCCGAGCCAACUGCGACACACGUUCCUGCCUGGGAGAUGCCGGAGGAGAACAUCGCUUGGCUCAGCAACGUGGGCGAUGCUGCGCUGACCUGGGAAGCCGAAGUGGAUGUGGAUUGGCUUGCGCUGCUUGAUGUCGGCGGCUCCAUAGGCGCGCGCCGCUUCAAUGGGACGGAUGUCCAGAUCUCCGGGCAGGCGCUGCGGUUUUUGGUGCGCUGGGCCGGGCGAGCCGUCGGAUGGAGUGGCCGGGCGGAGGUGGCCAUACGUGCCGGAAGCUCGGAAGUCAGGCUGCAGGUGACGGCGGCGGUCUUGGCGCCACCCACCUUAUCGGCUUUGGCUGUGCGCCCCUUUGGCCACAUCUCUCCCGCUGGCGGCCUUGUGGUUCCGCCCUUCACCCCAAGCGGCUGGCCAAAUGCGUCCUACGCGGUGCAGGUGCCGUAUGGCACCGCGCAGGUGGAGUUGCAGAUGGGCGUCCAAGCAGAAUUGCAGGUCCUGGUAGACGGACAGAUGCUGGAUUCUGCCUUUGAGCUGUCACGCAAUAUUUCGCUGGCAGCCGGGGCCAGCAAUGUCACGGUUGAAGUGCGAUCUCUUCGGCUGAACCGCUCCAGUGUCUACUGGCUGGGAAUUGAGAGGCAAGCGCCGGAAGAACCUCGCGCAGUGCAACUUCAACGGGCGGUUGCUGCUCAUGGGGAGAUCGAGGUCACCUACGCGUUGCCAGCUGAGCUGCCAGAUGGUUUCCAAGGCGUUGCCGCCAGUGCCAGCUCCGGGAUUCUGUCCGCCACCUAUGCGGUCACCCCUUGCCACCCUGCGAGCUGCUGGGACUGGAACGCGCUGGAAGCAUUGCCGGGCGGCUGCUGCCGGAUGGUCCUGGGGAAUUUGAGCGACGGCCUCUGGACCUUUGCUGUGCGAGCGGUGGGCGCAGCAGGCCCUGGUGCAAUAUCCAGACCAGAGGUUGGCAAAGGCUGGCCAGCCCUUCGAGUCGCGAGCGACCCCAUGGCGCCCAGUUUGAGGAGCCCGCCGGUGGUGGUCGGCCACCACGGCUCCGUGGAGCUGCUGGUGUCAAGCCAAGUGGAGGGCGACAGCGGCGCGCUGCCCCUGGGCCGCCUGCGCUGCAGAUCUGCUCCCGGCGAGGUGCUGAGUGAGGACUCCGCGUUUGUGGCCGCAGCCAACCAGUGGCGCGCCGUGGUGCGUGGCCUGGACCCAAACGUCGAGUACACCUUCGCCUGCUCCAUCUCGAGCUCGCGAAGCGGAACCGGGGCGAGCUUCGCGAGCUCGUACUCUCCCGCCACCAGUCCGGUACGCCCGUUGGUCCACCCGGGAACUCCCAGCAUCACCUUCUUCCGCUGGGCAAAAGGCGGGCUCCCGGAGGCGACCUUGGCAGACACCGACCUGGUGCGGUGCAGUUUGGGCAACCAGACGGUUGAAGGUGCAGGCGAAGUGAUCAGCUUUCUGCCCCAGGACUCUGAGGGUUUCUCCCUGCGCUGCGCGCUGCAAGUCUGCGACCUGGGCCUCUCCGAGUUUUGCGUUUGGGGCGAAUGGACGGCGGCGGAUUUCCCGGCGCGGCCAAAGGCGCCGAAGGUGGAGGUGAAGGCGGAAGGCACUACGCUGCGGGUGACGCUGGUCUCCUUGGGGUGGCAUCGCUGUGAGGUCCGAACGGCUCUCGAGGAGGUGGCAGACUUGGAGAGCAGCACGGAGACUAAUACCUCGACUUGGCUCAUUGAAGACUUGGCGCGCGGGGUCUACGUCGUGUCGUGUUUCGUCCGACACCUGGGCGCCAACUUCUUGCUGGACAGCAUGCCGACGUACGAACUUGUAUCUCUGGGCUCAGAUGAGGACCUGGCCGCUGUGGACGCGGUCUCCGUGUCCGCGGCAGGGGAAGGAGCUCUUCUUGUGACCUUGGACUCCCAGGCUGGAGGCUACGCCUGCCGAGUGGAUGGCGGCGACGAAAUCCUGGGUGCCUCAACCACGCAGCAUGUGCUGGUCAGCGGGCUGAUUCCAGGCCGGUCCUACAGCUUCGAUUGCCUGUCCCUCGGCUCGACGCUCAACGGCACAGCGGUGUACGCGACGCGGAACGCGACGGCGGUGCCGACGCGGAAGGCGGCCAAGCGCCCGGAGGCGCCGGAGAUCUUGGCCGUCGUCCCAGGAGAUGGAGAGUUGCAGAUCUUGCUGCUGCCUCCGCAGUCCUUGGAAGCAAGAGGCUUCGCGGAGAUCACCAGUCUCACUUGCUUCAACGACCUGGCAGAGAGCACAGUGGCCCCUGAGGGUACGUCAGAGCUUCCUACCGCGACCCUGCUGCGCCUCCGCGCCGAAGGCCCGGCCUUCCGCUGCGCGGCGCGCUCGGCCGCGGGCGCCGGGCGGCCGCGGGAGGAGAGGGCCAGCCUGGGGCUGCCCAUCGUGGCCGGAUAUCGAGUCAAGUCUGUGAUGAAGAAACAGCUGCGGGCCCACUUCGCGGACGUUUUGGGGCUGCCUUUGAGCGUGCUGACGCUGCACGCCGAAGAGCAUGAUCAGCACCUGCGUUCUGAACAUCCGCAACGGCGACUUGCCGAGGAAGACGUGUGGAUCGUGCAGGUGGUAGUUCCACACGAUCAAGAUCCCACUGCUUUGCCCCUGGCAGCGAAAAUGGACAGUCCAGAGACCACGGAGACUUUGUCUCGACGACUUCAGACUCCCGUGGAGCUGGUUGCUUCCGCCCGGCUUUGGCUUGCCGAUGAGCUGGACUCACGCCUGAAGCAGUUGAUGGUCUACGAAGACAACCAGCAGCCAGCGGCGCUGCUUCAGUGGCCGAGUGACGAGGUCCAUUUCGUGCAGGUGGCAUCCAGCCGAUUUUCCGUGCUGGGGAUCCCAAGCAGCCCAAAAGCCACCGUGAAUGCUGGCAACGUCUUUGACAUCAGUUACCCGCUUCCAUAUAUGGUGAAUGUGUCCGUGAUGGUCAUUGCAGCCGAUGGGACGCUGCGACAGUAUGCACUGGCGGUUGGUUCGCCUGCUGUUGCUUGUCAAGGUGACUGCCUACAUGGCUACUGCGAUGGACUGCUUGGCCAGUGUCGCUGCGAUGCUGGCUGGACCGGAUCACAGUGUGAGGACCAUUGCCCUGGCUUUCCUCCUUGCGGGCAGCAAGGCCACUGUACUUUGCUGGCAGCCAGUGAGAACAUCUCUGUGAGGAGGCGCUGCGUCUGCACCGCCGGCUACGGUGGUGCAGAUUGCAGCCAGCGUAUUUGCCCAGCAUGCCUGAAUGGGGGCAGCUGUGUGGAGGAUCCGGACAAUCUGACCCAUGAGCUCGCAUGCCAGUGCCCUUCUACCCAUGGUGGUCCUCUCUGCGAGGAGCGGCGCUGCCCUUCGAACUGCAACGGCGCGGGCAGUUGCGAUGUGGCCACCGGCAGGUGCUCGUGCUGGCUCGGAGCGACCGGCAUCAGCUGCAACGAGAGCGCGGAUGCCUCCGAGCCCCUGACCAACUGUGUGGAAGUGGCCUUGGUUUGGGGCAUCCAGGGACCGAGGACGGACAAUGUGUCCGCCCCGGCCUUCGAUCCCUCCUUCGAGCUUCUUGAAGCCGAGGCGCAGAUGUGGCUCUUAGACGCCUGUUCUGCAGCUCGCAACAUCACCGCGUUGCAAGUGCGCUCGGAGGUACCCUGCUGGAUAGAGGCCUGGAAAGAGUACGUCCUGGCGGUGGGUGGCACCUUUCCUGUGCGUCCCAGGAGCCUGGCGUCGCAGGCGCUGACGGCCUUCUUCCACCAGCCGCAGGCCGAUGCCUUCCAAAGGGAUCUCGGCACCGUGGGGGACAACUACACAGGACACGCAGUGUUUGCCUUGGUUCGAUUCUUCGUGAACGCCCCGCAGAAUGGCGGGGCAUCCAGGCUGCAGCUGGUGCGCGGAGCUUGGGACGACUUCCUCUCCGGGCUGAACCGAGAAGCUCCCAGUAGCGCUGGUGCAGCGCUGAUGGUGUCUCAUGCUUGGACAUCUGCGGACAUGGAAGAGAGCAUCCUGUCCAACACGGGGCAGUCGUUUUGCUUGUCCAUGGGCAUCGCGGUUUUAUGCGUGGUGCUGUUCAGCCGAAACCUGGUCAUCGGACUCUUUGUGCUCCUCACCAUGCUGAUGGAAGUGUGCCCGCUCUUCGGGUUCCUCUUCGGCGUGAUGGGAUACGAGUUUGGCGCAAUCGAGGCAGUGGGCGCUGUGAUCUUCGUGGGCAUGAGCGUUGACUACUGCCUGCACCUGGCGCAUGGCUAUCAUUCAGCCAGCAGGGAAUCACGGACUGACAAGCUUCAAACCACGCUGGUGAAUCUGGGCCCUUCCAUCGUGGGUGGAGCAAUCACGACGGCUGCUGGCACGUCCUUUCUCCUGCCGUGCCGCAUUGUGCUUUUCGUGAAGCUCGGUACCAUGCUUGUCGCCAACACAGUGUUGUCUUUGCUGUUCACCUUUAUCUUCCUGGCACCCUUGCUGGCUGUGGCGGGCCCUCUGCACGGCUCCUUCUCGCUGGCGUGGUCGAACAGGUACACGAGGCAAGAAGACGAGCUUUUCGGUGCGGCGCUCGGGUUCGAGGAUCGCAACUCCACGCGGACGCACACAAGUAUCCUGCGCAAGAGUGGCCGACAAGCAAGGACAACAAAGGUUCAAUCGGACCACAGAGAGGUGGUGAUAGGUCCGUCCAGGCCCGGCCAACCUGUGCGACCAAAGACCUCCGUGAGAAUUACAAGGUUCUCCAAGGCUUCGAGGAGAACUCAUGCUGGCGCUGCGCAGAAAGGAAGCUCCAGCGUGUGAUGAUCGGAAGCGUCCUUUGCUGGCCGGGCAUUGGGAGCUGGGGAAUUCAGGCAGUGGCCGGGAUUUUCGAAGGGAACCAGUAUUCUGUAC
This is a messenger RNA of Effrenium voratum, 7106 nucleotides long. NCBI's taxonomy places the organism in Eukaryota, Dinophyceae, Suessiales, Symbiodiniaceae. The record is from the annotation of a GenBank genome assembly.